AAUUUCUCCAGCAUCUCUUCCAGUUAAGAAAGUGAAGAAAUCGAUUUCCAAGGAAGCUCCUAGAUCUUGAUAGCUAGAAGAAGUUAUACUCAAGUAAGUGACUGAUACUUUCCACACGAUAUGUUAAAUAUUUAAUUGUAGUUAUGUCAUAAACUUAGGGCAUGUUUGAUUUGUGGAUUAGAAAUUGAUAGAAUAAAAGUAUUAUGAAUAAGUAAAAUGAGAUUACUUUCUUUGUUUAUAUUAAAGAAUAUGGAUGGAAUAGAAAAUAAUUUGCUGCUUUUAUACAAAAAUGUCUUUCAUUUAAUUUUUGUAAUAAAUAUAAAUUUUAUAUUUAAUUUCAAAAUUCAAAAAACUUAAAAAUUUUCAAACCAAUCAACGUUGAUCAAAGUCACAAACCCGCCACUUUCCAUCACACUGGCGGCGUCACUGUCAAUGUGUGAAUGAUUAAAGACAACUGAUCUAUCGAUCAAGGCAAAUCCUGACUAUCAAAGACGGGCAACGUGAGGUCACAUGCAAUUGUGGUGAUGGAGGACUAUCGAACCAUUAUGUCAGUCUUCGAUGGUGCAGAUCUGCCUAGAUCUGCAGAUCUCCGUCUCUGAUCUGAAGAAUUUGUAUCCUUCUUGAGUGCGUUUCUUUUCAGGAUAAGAGAGGGCGAUGGCUAAUCGUAUUGACAAUAUUGUUGAACGGCUAAAAGAUCUAACUUCAACACCUACUGGUCGCAAUAUAUUUAAAGUACCUGACCAUCUACGCUCCGUGAAUCCGAGUGCUUAUGAUCCAUUCAUAAUUGCAAUUGGCCCUUAUCACCGAGAUAAGGAAGACUUUUCGAUGAUGGAAGACCACAAAAUGCGGUUUAUGAAACACUUUCUCGAACGAAACAGUGAACGGGAAGAAGAAGUGAAAAAGUAUGUCGACGCCUUGAGGACUCUGGAAAAAGAAGCUCGUAAUCAUUAUGCAGAUGUUGCUGAAUGUAUAACAUCUGAUGAAUUUCUGUCAAUGAUGUUGCUUGAUGGUUGCUUUAUCGUUGAGCUACUUCGCAGGUUUAUGGAAAAGCUGAGGCCACGGACAGGCAGUAAUGAUAACCGAAAAAGAGGCACUUUAUUUUCCGGUUUGAUCAUCAAGAGAUUGGGCCGUGAUUUGUUAUUAGUUGAAAAUCAACUCCCCUUCUGUGUUCUUCAAAAGUUGUUUAGCAUGACUGCUAGAGAAGGGAACAGUAGUCUCGAGGAUAUGAUUUUGUGUUUCUUCUCUUAUUCUGUGUUUCCCGAUCCACGGCUCUCGAAAAGUUAUACUGAAAUCGCCAGGACAGAUUCAUCAGAAAACAAGCAUCUAUUAAGCUUUAUACGUGAUAAAUGGCUUCUACGCUGUCCUCGGAAAGUUAGUGGAGGGAAUGAUAGAGCAAAAGAAAUUUGUUGGGGGUCCAUAAGUUGCGGCAAUUAUUCGGGGUCCAUAAAUUGUAGCACUUGGCGGAUCAAACCUCCACCAUCUCAAAACAAUGGGAAGUUCAACAGCAACCGCAAUACAAAAAAUAUGAAGUUCAUGCGUUGCGCCACAGAGCUUAAGGAGGCAGGAAUCAAGUUUAGAAAAGGUAAGGAAGAUAGCUUGUUUGCUAUUAAGUUUAAAAAUGGAGUAAUGGAAAUCCCACGAUUAGAAAUUAGAGGAGAAACCGAGUCUAUCUUCCGAAAUCUCAUUGUCUAUGAGAAUUACUCUACAAAUGAAAAUGAGAUUAAUACUAAUAGUAGACAUGUCAUCAGUGAUUAUAUGAAAUUCAUGGACUGUCUCAUCGACUCUCAAAAUGAUGUGGAAUUACUUUGUCGGUGCAAUAUUCUCCAUAAUUGUUUGGGUGAUGAUAAAACAGUUGCCAACAUGUUCAAUAGUAUUGGUGAUUUUGUCACGCUUUCCCCUGACAAUUAUUUCUUCGAUAUAUUCAUCAAGGUGAACGAGCAUUGUGGCCAAAAGCGUCACAAAUGGAUAGCACACUUAAAGCACAGGUAUUUUUACAGUCCAUGGGCUUUCAUUUCCUUCUUUGCUGCUGUUUUGUUGCUUCUGUUUACCUUGACUCAAACUGUGUAUUCUGUUCUCACUUAUCACUAUAAAGAGUAAUGCUAUAUGUACUAACUAAAUUGUAAUAAUUCAAGUAAUAACAAUUGAAAUUUUAAAUUUUUUUUUCCAGUUUUUGGGGGGAAUUGACGUGCCAAUAAAAUAAGUCUGUCACGUUAGUUAGUACUUAGGUUGUAUGGUUUUUGGUUAGUGCAUAUAGCAUUAUUCUACUAUAAAUAAAUGGCGAGUUCUCCAAAUAUUGAGGUCCUCUAAGCAACGGUAAUGUUAGUGUCUGCUU
This is a messenger RNA of Pistacia vera, 2332 nucleotides long. Its product is annotated as UPF0481 protein At3g47200-like. Bases 655 to 2097 code for a protein of 480 amino acids. The record is from RefSeq and is a predicted model, not a curated record. NCBI's taxonomy places the organism in Eukaryota, Viridiplantae, Streptophyta, Magnoliopsida, Sapindales, Anacardiaceae. The transcript is spliced from 2 exons.